UCUCUCUUGUCGUCAUUUCCUACUCGUACACUUCCGGAAGAAGCGGAAAACAACAUUGGAGACUAACAGCUCAUAGGCUAAUACUUUGAAAAAGGAAGAAACCCGAAAGCCGUUUGACAACCAAAGACCAACACUGUCGACAUGUUUUCCUUCCACGUAUUCGACCACCCGAUGUCUCGCGGGUUUCAGAACCGAUUCUCCACUCAGUACCGCUGCUACUCCGUUUCAAUGCUGGCAGGUCCCAACGACCGCUCCGACGUGGAGAAAGGAGGGAAAAUAAUAAUGCCCCCUUCAGCCCUCGACCAGCUCAGCAGACUGAACAUCACCUAUCCGAUGCUGUUCAAGCUGACCAACAAGAACUCGGACAGAAUGACACACUGUGGUGUGUUGGAGUUUGUGGCAGACGAGGGAAUCUGCUACCUGCCACACUGGAUGAUGCAGAAUCUCCUACUAGAGGAAGGAGGUCUGGUCCAAGUGGAGAGUGUUAACCUUAUGGUGGCCACUUACUCAAAGUUCCAGCCACAGAGCCCUGACUUUCUGGACAUUACAAACCCCAAAGCAGUACUGGAGAAUGCACUGAGAAACUUUGCCUGCUUGACAACUGGUGACGUCGUAGCUAUCAACUACAACGAAAAGAUAUAUGAGCUGCGAGUAAUGGAGACUAAGCCAGACAAGGCCGUGUCCAUCAUUGAGUGUGAUAUGAACGUGGAUUUCGAUGCCCCUUUGGGUUACAAAGAGCCCGAACGACGGCCCCAGCACCAGGAAGAACCAACAGAGGAAGAAGCAGAUCCAACUAGUUACGCCGACAUGGACCUGGGGUUCAGAGCUUUCACCGGCUCUGGCAAUCGCUUGGAUGGUAAACUAAAAGGCAUAGAGCCCAGCCCUGCCCCUCUUGACCCAAGUGACUUUAAAAGAGGCAUCCCCAACUACGAGUUCAAAGUUGGCAGGAUCACCUUCAUCAGAAACUCGAGGCCUGUGCCCAGGAAAUUUGUAGAUGAUGAUGAUGCCCUGAACAGAUUCAUCGCCUUCUCUGGAGAAGGACAAUCACUACGCAAAAAGGGCAGAAAGCCAUGAAGGAUUUAAAGUGGAGGGGCCUGGAUAAUGCCCACAGACUCACCAUAUUAAUUGUUAUCUUAGACAGCCGAGUAAAAAGAAAACCCUCAGAUGCACUGGAAUUUUGCUUCAGUCCCUUUUUGCUGUUGACUUUGGAUUUAUAUAUCAUUAAAACUUGGGACAAUAAUAUUUUUGGCAACAAAAGCUCCCUAAAAUGCAGCCUAGAGUUCGUGGAAUUAAAAAAAAAAAAAUCCAUACUUCCCCAAUAAGACAAUAGCUUGUAGAGUGUACUUGUGAAAUUAGAACAUUUCCAAAGCCUUUCCAUAAUUGUUACAUUUUUAAAAUUUACUUUAAAUAUACUUCUAUCCAGCGCCCUAUUCUUAUCAAAUGGGAGCAAUAAUCGCUCAACAUAUAUUCUUUUUAAUUAUUAUAAGGAAAGCUUUUUUUUUUUUUUUUUUU
Molecule: messenger RNA, 1512 nt
Organism: Pungitius pungitius (ninespine stickleback)
Lineage: Eukaryota; Metazoa; Chordata; Actinopteri; Perciformes; Gasterosteidae
Gene: ufd1l
Product: ubiquitin recognition factor in ER associated degradation 1
Exons: 12
Coding region: 142-1074 (310 amino acids)
Cellular component (GO): VCP-NPL4-UFD1 AAA ATPase complex
Molecular function (GO): polyubiquitin modification-dependent protein binding
Source: RefSeq, a predicted model, not a curated record